CCAAAUCCAAGGGGGUUCACCAUAACCGGCCGAACCUCUUCCUUCUUUUCAGGCUUCUACUCUCUUUAGUCCCUUGUUUCUCUUGUUCUCUUAUUCUCUUCUUCUGCUGCUCUCAUUGGAAUUGUUUCUCUCUUUCCCGGUUCUCAUUUUUAGGGUUUCAAUCACUGCUUUUGUGCAAUGGAGGACCUAUCACCUUCUUAUCCCAGCUCGGUCCACAUAACUCUUCUGCUACCCUCUGCCGUUCAAGCCAUGGCGCUGCAUACUGUUCUUGCAGCGGCAAAAUCUCUCCUUUGUCUUCUCAUUUUGACUGGAUCUCUGGUGGCUGACAUCAAUAAUUCAGUGACAAUGGAUCAAAGAUUACCUAUUGAUGAACUCUGUAAGGGAAAGGAUACUUAUCUUAAAAGUAAGGAUGGUGAUUCGGAUGAUGACGAGGAAGAGGAAGAUGAUGAUGAUGAUGCAAAUGAACAGGAUGACGAGGGAGGAGACGAGGACUACUCAGGCGAAGAAGGUGAUGAAGAAGCUGAUCCUGAGGAUGAUCCGGAGGCUAAUGGUGCAGGAGGAAGUGAGGGCGAGGAAGACGAUGAUGAUGGUAAUGAGGAUGAUGAUGACGACGAUGGGGAAGAUGGUGAUGAGGAAGAGGAUGAAGAGGAGGAUGAGGAAGAAGAGGAAGAUGACGAGGUUCCACAGCCUCCUACUAAGAAAAGGAAGUGAAAGUAUAGUAAUGGGUAACGGGUACAGUGUUCUCGUUCACUCCUUUGUAAUGCCCUAGUGAGUCUUAGUCCUUAGGACAGAAGGUUUCCUUUCAAGUGGAUCUAUAGUAUAAAUAUGCUAUUAUUGUUACUGGUGUUAGUUUUUGGUAAUGUGAUUAUUGCUAUUUAGUAUGUGUCAUAGUUAAACUGUAGUAAUUUCUUUUAAGAAAAAUAAUUAUAGGCAUGGGCUUUGUUUUCA
This is a messenger RNA of Arachis ipaensis, 948 nucleotides long. RefSeq lists its product as uncharacterized. The record is from RefSeq and is a predicted model, not a curated record. Lineage: Eukaryota; Viridiplantae; Streptophyta; Magnoliopsida; Fabales; Fabaceae.